AUGGGCGCCGUCGUAUCCUGCAUCCAAUCCUGCAUCCGCACAAUCGGCCGCACAAUCAUGGCCAUCAUCAACGGCAUCGGCGGCAUCAUCAUGGCCAUCGUCAGCGGCAUUGUCACAUUCCUCGACACCAUUGUUGGGUGUUUGACGUGUAACACCUGUGGCGGACACCGUCGGCACCGGGGUACGAGCAGGAGUGGAAGGGGUUUUGGGAGGAGGAGACAUGUCGGACGGACUAGUGCUAUUUAA
Molecule: messenger RNA, 246 nt
Organism: Dichotomopilus funicola
Lineage: Eukaryota; Fungi; Ascomycota; Sordariomycetes; Sordariales; Chaetomiaceae
Exons: 2
Coding region: 1-246 (81 amino acids)
Source: RefSeq, a predicted model, not a curated record